GUUAAGCAGUGUAUGCCAGUCAUCUUCAAUACGUCUGCUGUUUCAUGCAUUUAUGAGUGGUGUUUGUUCCUGUAGUUAUUACAGUGCAACCCUAGUAUGCAGAAGCAGUUAUUGUCCUGAGUCCAUAACAAAGACUUGGGCAAUGGUAUCCUUAGAAGAGGAGGAGGAUGGAGGGCUGGAUUUAAGUGACUAUGUUCCAGAUAAUCAGUUCAUUGAUCCCAAAUGGUUUCUUGUUGGAAGGUUAUUUACGGAUAAACUUAUAAACUUUAAUGCUUUGAAAAACACCCUAGCUUCAAUAUGGAGACCCAAUAGUGGUAUGUUUGUUCAAAAGCUUCCUGAAUUUCGAGAACAAAUGUUUGUGUUCCAAUUUUUUCAUGAGAUUGACAUUAGAAGAGUAGAGGAAAAUGGCCCGUGGUCCUUUGAGAAUAAUUUAUUGGUGCUUAAGAGGUUUGGUCCGUAUGAUUCACCUACAAACAUUGCUAUUCAUACGACGGAAUUCUGGAUUCAAAUACAUAACCUUCCCAUGGACUUUAUGUCCGAGGCAAUUGUUUGUACUAUAGGUAACUACAUUGGCAGUUUUGUUUUGUUAGACCCGAACAACUUCACAGGAGUCUGGAGAUCAUUUUGUCGAAUUCGGGUCACUAUAGAUGUUCGUAAGCCUCUUAAACAAGGAAUGAAACUUAAACAGCAGGGAGGGGAUUGGAUGUGGGUUGAUUUUAAAUAUGAACGACUACCCAUUUUCUGCUUUUUGUGCGGUAAAUUGGGUCACAUGGACAAGUUCUGUGAGAAACGUUAUGAGGAAGGGCACGAGGAUCACGUCAGACCAUAUGGAAUUUGGUUGAAAGCAGUCCCGAGGAAAUUUCAGACUCAAAUAGGUGAAAGAUGGCUAAGAAAUGAAGCUCCGGCAACGGAGGAACAGGAAGGGCCAACAGUCAGGACAUCUCCGGUGGUUAUGGAUGGAUUUGGCAGGAAUAAUCAGGCUAAGGAAAGCGACGGUGUUAAUGGCACAAAUUGCGGGACUGUUAGCUCUACAGGAGCAGCAUUAAAGGGCCCAAAUAUGGAAGGUGGCAGAGGGGAUAUUUAUGUGAGAGAUUUUGGAGAAGAAAAUCUUGGUACAAUAGAAGCAGAAGAGGAAGGUUCCUUAGUUAUUACAGGUGAACUUACAAAGGAGGCAGCCUCCUCUUCCGGUUCACUCAUAGGUCGGGUAGCCAUAGUAACCGGCGCUUCACGUGGCAUUGGCCGUGCCAUAUCGGCCCACCUUCGCUCUCUUGGUGCAAAAGUAGUUCUCAAUUAUGCUUCAAGCUCUACACAAGCUGAUCUCAUUGCAUCAGAGCUCAAUACCUUAUCACCAUCUUCUCAUCCCGUAGCAGUUGCGAUCAGAGCCGACGUUUCAGACCCGGAACAAGUCAAACAACUCUUCGACAAAGCCGAGCAAGAAUUCAGCUCAAAAAUUCAUAUCCUUGUAAAUUGUGCUGGAGUUAUGGAUCCAAAAUAUCCAACUUUAGCCAAUACAACAGUGGACGACUGGGAUACGGCUUUUAAUGUCAACACUAAAGGAGCAUUUUUGUGCUGUCGCGAGGCGGCGAAUAGGCUGAUCAAUGGAGGUGGUGGGAGAAUCAUCAACAUAUCAACAUCUGUGGUUGGAGCUAAUUUUCCAGGAUAUGCUGCUUAUGCCGCCUCCAAGGCGGCCGUGGAGACGAUGACGAAGAUACUAGCCAAGGAGCUAAAGGGAACAGGAAUAACUGCUAACUGUGUUGCUCCAGGACCAGUGGCUACAGAGCUGUUUUUUGCAGGUAAAACUGAAGAAAUGGUCAAGAGAAUAGCUGAUUCGGGUCCUUUAGGCCGACUUGGUCAGCCUAAAGAUAUAAGUGAAAUUGUUGGAUUCUUGGCUAGUGAUGCAGGGGAAUGGAUUAAUGGUCAAGUAAUUAGGGCUAAUGGUGGAUUUAUUGUAUAAAAUGUUGUGUUUUCUUGAUUAUCUGACCUGAGCAAUCAUCUAUUUUAAUACCUUUAUCUAUGAUCAUCAUCUUUUUUAAUGUAUCCAAUCCAUAAAAAUUGUACUACUUGACAAAUGAACUAUCCAUAAAUUUAACGCCAUAAUUUCUUUUUUCAA
Molecule: messenger RNA, 2110 nt
Organism: Mercurialis annua (annual mercury)
Lineage: Eukaryota; Viridiplantae; Streptophyta; Magnoliopsida; Malpighiales; Euphorbiaceae
Exons: 4
Coding region: 53-1954 (633 amino acids)
Molecular function (GO): zinc ion binding; nucleic acid binding
Source: RefSeq, a predicted model, not a curated record